AUGGUCACCAGCGUGGCGGGGUGCAGGUUUUGCGAGAUUGCUCACCACCGCAAAGAAGUUCAAUUGCGGUCGAAAGAAAGGGUUUUUUUCUCAUUCAGUUUUCAUUCUCAUAUUUAGCACUCCUGAAAUUUUUGAAUUUUUAUUUUAGUGUGUAGUGAUCGAGGAUAUCAACCCGAAGGCGAGAUAUCACUUUUUGGUCCUCAGCAAAACGCACAUUCCGCGACCGACGGACCUCACCGCAGCCGACAUUCCUCUGAGUUCGUUUUCCUCUUCUUUCGAAAAAAAAAAGAAUAAAGGCUAACCUGUUUCCCGUUUUCACCCGUUUUGGUUGGUGUAAAUUGAAGGACGAAAUGAUCCAAAGUUGAUAUAAAUAGUCAAAAUCAUCCGAUAAAGGCUAAGGAGUUUGUUCCGACGCAAUCGUCUGAGGUAUUUCCGAGAGUCCCUAUAGGGGUUUGUCGUUUUAAGGUCCCUUAAAAGGGGUUUAGAAUCUGACCCGUAUUCUAAAGCUUUAGGGGUCCCUAUAGGUUGGAACUUGAGUUACUUGUUUUGUUUGUUUGUUUAUUGCAUCUUCAAUGUAAGAGUACAUGUGCAAUCGACUUUCAUUGAUUUGACUGUGUUUAAACGGCGGCAGGAGCUGUGGCUUAGGCAGAGAAGUUGUGAAUUUCGCUCGUAGAACAUCAGGUACAAGAGAGGUCGUAGGAAGAAGUACGGUGCCGGCUUUCCAAAGGCCGAUGGCAGAGAUUGAGCCUUUUCGCUGCAUGCAGCUCCCAAUUUUAUCUACCCCGGAGGGAUAAAAGGCUUGGUCGACCUCGGGGGGACUCGAACCUACGACCUUGCGGACGUUAGAAAUGAGUUAUUCCAGCUGAGCUAUGCCGCCCCUCCUUGAGUUACUUAAUUUUUUUUAAAAAUCUGAAUCCCAGUCCUCUAUUUAUUUACUUGAUGGACCCAUGCCUAAAGUUAUGUAUAUUUCCUAUAUUUCAAACUCACUAGUUAAUAAAAUAUUAUCAAUUGUCAAAAAAUAUCGAUUCUACUUUAUCGACUAGGAUGAAACGUUUUUUGCAACUCAAAACUAUUGAACCCCUAAGGGGACCUCUCGGAGCUUGACCCCGUCAAAGUUUGUAAAGUUGUCGAUCACGCCAAGCCUAGAAACGCCAGAGUGACCCCUAUAGAGUUAGAGAGAAAAACGACAACACUAUAGGAUAAAAAAAGCGCUCUCUCUAGGGGUGAAAUUCAGGUGGUAAAUAUAGAGGUUUAGGGUCUGACCCUUAAGGCCAUGAAGCUUCCGAUAGGGUCUUUUAAUUUUUUGUUCAGAUUUGCAAGUCUGAAAGAAAAACAUGAUCAUAUCGACUAGAGUUCUCAAAAGUAAAUGUUUGAACGAACGUUCAACCAAACAUUUUCCGAACGUUUGAUGAAUUCGACCAAUUAGUUAAAUUUCACAUGAACCGUUUGUUAAAAACUUCAUUUUGGUUAAAUUUCAUAAAUGAGCAUUUAAAAAAAUGAACAAUUACUUAUUUUUUUCGAAAAAAAUUUUUGGUUAAAAAAAUGAAAAAUUUAAAUUUCAUUUUUGAAAUUUUUUUGGUCAAAAAAAGUAAACAUUUAAAAUUCAUUUCGAAAUUUUUGGUCAAAAAAAGUGAACAUUUAAAUUUCACUUUUGAAAAAUUUUUGGUCAGAAAAAGUAAACAUUUAAAGUUCACUUUUGAAAAUUUUUGGUCAAAAAAAUGAACAUUUAAAUUUCACUUUUUAAAAAAAUUUUGGUCAAAAAAAUGAACAUUUAAAAUUCAUUUUAGAAAUUUUUGGUCAAAAAAAUGAACAUUUAAAUUUCACUUUUUAAAAAAAUUUUUGGUCAAAAAAAGUAAACAUUUAAAUUUCACUUUUUGAAAAAUUUUUGGUCAGAAAAAGUAAACAUUUAAAGUUCACUUUGAAAAAUUUUGGUCAAAAAAAGUAAACAUUUAAAUUUCACUUUUUGAAAAAUUUUUGGUCAGAAAAAGUAAACAUUUAAAGUUCACUUUUGAAAAUUUUUGGUCAAAAAAAUGAACAUUUAAAUUUCACUUUUUAAAAAAAUUUUGGUCAAAAAAAGUAAACAUUUAAAUUUCAUUUUGAAAAAUUUUUUUGGUCAAAAAAAGUAAACAUUUAAAAUUUCACUUUUAGAAAAUUUUUGGUCAAAAAAAGUGAAACAUUUAAAUUUCACUUUUUGAAAAAUUUUUGGUCAGAAAAAGUAAACAUUUAAAGUUCACUUUGAAAAAUUUUUGGUCAAAAAAAUGAACAUUUAAAUUUCACUUUUUAAAAAUUUUUGGUCAAAAAAAGUAAACAUUUAAAUUUCACUUUUGAAAAAUUUUUGGUCAGAAAAAGUAAACAUUUAAAGUUCACUUUGAAAAUUUUUGGUCAAAAAAAUGAACAUUUAAAUUUCACUUUUUAAAAAAAUUUUUGGUCAAAAAAGUAAACAUUUAAAGUUCAUUUUGAAAAUUUUGUUCAAAAAAAUGAACAUUUAAAAUUCGUUUCGAAAAUUUUUGGUCAAAAAAAAGUGACCAUUUACUUUUUCACUUUCAAAAAAAUGUGGUCAUUAGGGCGAACAUUUAUUUACUAGUCAGAAUAUGAUUGUUUAGAAAAUGACCAUUCAUUUUUCAGUCAUUAUUUGAAAAGUCACAAAAUGAAAAGAAUGAAAGUGAUCAAUUUUGGUUGAUCUUUCAAAAACGACAUUCGUUUGAAAUGUCAAAAAGAAAAUUUUUCGUUUUUGAAAAGUGUCAUUUUUUUCAAUUGGUCAUUUUGAGAACUCUAAUAUCGACCUUCUUUCUGAGACUACUAACUAAACCCUUAUAGGAGUAGGUAAAAUGAUCCCUAUAGGGGAACCUUCAAGGGUCCUUAUUUUAGACCCGAUAGAGACCACUUUGGAGCUGGAAAGUUUUUCAGUUCUUAGCAUUUUUCAGUUGAGAAUCAGCGAUUGAAAAAGCUUGAACAAGCCUGCUUUUUGCUCAAUUCUUUUUUUUUUGCUCGGACCUUUUUUCAGUCUUAAAAGUUUACUUGUGCGAAUCAAACAAAAAAAGAGCAUGUUUUUCCGUUUGCAAAUCUUUGAGAGCUCAGCGGCUCACUAAAAAGGUUACGAUUGGGCGCCUUCAGUUGAAGAAAUGGAGAGCACGGGACGAGAGUUGCUGCGCGCGACGCUCAAAGCCAACGGCGAGGCCGACACCGUCGAGGACAUGCUUCGCAUCGGAUUCCACUAUCCGCCGAUGAUCUCGAUCAACCACCUCCACAUGCACCUCAUCUAUCCUCUGAGCACGGUCAGCAUCCCACACGCCUUACGCCUUUCUUCGAGUACCCUGUCGAGACAAGUUGAGGUCGUUCAGAUGGGUCUCAUUUCGAGAACGCUCACGUUCCGGCCUGGCAAAGUGUUCAAAUCAACUGGCCAAGUUGUCGAGGCACUUCGCAAAGCUGCGGGUCUUCCUCAUCCACUCGAAGGUCUGUGUUUUUUUUCAGGAACAAAAACGACCGCGAGUCCUCUUCCCUCUAUUUCCAUCACCACAAGUUCCGCACUUGUAGUCUCCUACAUUUGUUCCGUAAAUUAAGCACUUGUGAAAAAAUUUAACAUUUGGAUUGAAAACUUUCUUUUUUUUCCGAGAUCUGCAAUUUUUAGGCAAUCCUGCGAAGAAUGACAACGCAGACGAGCUCCCAGCACACGCCGUCGCCAACUGA
Caenorhabditis auriculariae is the source of this 3687-nucleotide messenger RNA. The record is from the annotation of a GenBank genome assembly. Lineage: Eukaryota; Metazoa; Nematoda; Chromadorea; Rhabditida; Rhabditidae.